GGUCAGAAUAAUCAGAUGCCUGAGCUGGGAUGGGCUGACAGGAGUUCUUCUGUUUCUGAGGAGAUUCUCUCAGAUGGAACAGAAGUUGUCUCCCCUCCAUCACCUUCACCAGGUUGGAUGAUGUUCUGUCGCUGCUGCUUCGUCCUCAUUCUGCUCUUCACUUGGUCCUCGGCUCACAAUGACUUCUUCACCUCCAUCGGUCAGAUGACGGACCUGCUGUUCAUGGAGAAGGACCUGGUCUCCUCCCUGAAGGACUACAUCAGAGCUGAGGAGCACAAACUGGAGCAGAUCAAGAAGUGGGCUGACAGACUGGACGUUCUCUCCUCUGCUGCCACUCAGGACCCUGAAUGUUUCCUCGGACAUCCAGUAAACGCUUUCAAACUGAUAAAGAGACUGAACACGGAGUGGAGGGAGCUGGAGAGUCUGGUGCUAACAGACAUGUCUGACGCGUUCAUCUCCAACCUGACCAUCCAGAGGCAGAACUUUCCCAACGACGAUGACCAGACCGGAGCAGCUAAAGCUCUGAUGAGGCUUCAGGACACCUACCAGCUGGACACCAACAUCAUCUCCACUGGAGAGCUGCCAGGCUCGUCGUCGGUUGCCUCCCUGACGGUGGACGACUGCUUCGAUGUGGGGAAGGUGGCAUAUUUGGAGGCUGAUUACUACCACACCGAGCUGUGGAUGGCACAGGCCCUGAAGCAGCUGGAUCAGGGAGAAACGCCCGGCCUUGUGGACACCGUCAAUGUCCUGGACUACCUGAGCUCCUCUGUCAACAAGCAGGGGGAGGUGGAGAGGGCGCUGAACUUCACCAAGAGGCUGCUGAAGCUUGACCCAACACACCAGCAAGCCAACAGGAACCUGAAGCACUAUGAGUAUCUGCUGUCUGAACAGAAGGUCAAGGCGACGGAGGAGGCUGAGGGGAGGCAGAGGAGGGAGAGUCGAGGUCGAACUGAUGAUUUCCUGAAGUACGAGCAGCUGUGUCGAGGAGAAGGCAUUGGGAUGACUCCCCGCAGGCAGAGCCGCCUCUUCUGCCGUUACUACGACAACAACCGCCACCCGAGGUAUGUGAUUGGUCCGGUGAGGCAGGAAGACGAGUGGGACCACCCCCGCAUCGUCCGCUACCACAACAUCAUAUCGGACAAAGAGAUGGAGAAGGUCAAAGAGCUGGCCAAACCCAGGCUGCAUCGAUCCGGGGUCAUCGGUAUGAAGACGUCCCACUUCCGCAUCAGUCAGACCGCCUGGCUCAAAGCGUACGAACAUCCAGUGUUGGAUAAAAUCGACCAGAGGAUCGGAGACAUCACCGGCCUGGACGUCACCACGGCUGAGGACCUGCAGGUUGCUAACUAUGGCAUCGGAGGACAGUGUGAACCUCACUUCGACUUUGCACAGAAACACGAGUUGUAUGCAUUCGAGGAGUUGGGAACGGGGAACCGGAUCGCCACCUGGAUGUUUUACAUGAGCGACGUGCCGGCAGGGGGCGCCACUGUCUUCACCGAAGUCAGCGUCACCAUCUGGCCCAUAAAGGGGACGGCCGUGUUCUGGUACAAUCUGUAUCCCAGUGGAGAAGGAGACAAUCGGACCCAACACGCUGCCUGUCCGGUUCUGGUCGGGAGCAAGUGGGUUUCCAACAAAUGGAUCCAUGAACGAGGGCAGGAGUUCAGGCGACGCUGUGGCCUCCAGGAGACUGACUGACCACCAACCCGCCUUCAUCUUCCUCCUCCAUCUUCCUCUGAGCUCCUGAGUGUGACUGCACAUCUUCUACAUGUUUAUUUUUUUCUGGGCUGUGUGUUGGGGUAUGUUUGUUUAGUCAGGAUUCAUGGAAAUCACUGCCUUUAUCAGGUUUAUUCGCCAAUAUUCAGACGUCUGCACAUCCCAGCCAGUUUUCCAUGUCGGAAACAAAGAACGCUGCAGAAAGAAUGGAUUCAGGGAGUAAAAUUAGAGUGUUUUAAUCCGAUCCGUCGCAGCAACAAGCAGGAAAUACAUCAAAUUAAGCUUCUUCGGAGAAACCAGCUGCUCUAUACCAGAUUUAGCAAUUACUUCCAUUUUUAAAGUCCAGUAAUUAAAUUUAAAUUAAGUUAAAAAAUUCAUCCUCUGUUGGAUCCAUUCAGUCGUUCUGAUCUGAUGAACCUAUUCUGUCUGAGUUCUCACCAAGUUUCAUGGCUGUAGGAGUUUAAUUUCUGGAGAUAUUGAACCUUUAAAACAGCUUAUCGGGUGUUUUUUGAGAGGGAAGAUCCCCAAAUUCUCAGGUUUGAAAACAUAAAAUUCUCCAAAUUCAGCCAAAAUAUUUGCCAGAACUUAGUUUUGGAUCCCAAAGAACAAAUAGAUAAACUCUGUAUUCUGAAAUGAUACCAAAAUCCCACUGUAAACACUGAAUUUACAAUAGCAACAGAUGGUUUUAAAUAUUUAGGCAUUGAAAUUACUGAACAAGAAUCAAAUAGUUGCUGCAAAUUAUAACCCCCGGAGAAGAUUUUACAGAAGUCGAUGGUCUAAUUUACCCAUAUCCACAAUAAGGCGAAUAAAUAUCAUACAAAUUACAAUUUUGGUGACAUUUUUAUAUUACUUUCAGACACUUCCCUUGCCAUUACCACCUUCUUUCUUUGAUAGCUUAAAUAAGGUAUUUCGCCAAUUCAUUUGGAAUAAUAGGAAAGCAAGACUACGCCUUAAAAUACUAUAUCUGCCCUAUGAAAGAUGGGGCCUACAAAUUCCAAGUUUAAGAUGGUCCUCUAUGGCAGCCCAGCUGACAUCAUUACUUUUACGCAAAAUCACCUCCAUCCAUCCAUUAUCUAUACACCGCUUAAUCCUCACUAGGGUCAUGGGGGGGCUGGAGUCUAUCCCAGCUGACUCAGGUGAAGGCAGGGGACACCCUAGACAGGUCGCCAGUCUGUCGCAGGGCUACACACAAAGACAAACAAGCACUCUCACAUUCACACCUACGGGCAAUUUAGAAUAAUCAAUUAACCUCACCAUAUUUUUGGACUGUGGGAGGAAGCCGGAAUACCCGGAGAGAACCCACGCAUGCACAGGGAGAACAUGCAAACUCCAUGCAGAAAGAUCCCGGGAAAGCCGGGACGUGAACCAGGGACCUUCUUGCUGCAAGGCGAAAGUGCUAACCACUACGCCACUGUGCAGCCCCAAAAUCACCUCCAGCUUGGGUAAAUAUUGAACAACAAUCUAUUCCAGAAUUACCCAUAUGCAAUUAUCUUUAUUCUGCAGAUUUAUAUAAACUGAAAAAACAAACAAAAAAACCCUUCUUGAAAAAUACUACUGUUAUAUGAUACAUAUGGUAACUACGUCCCAGUUUACCCCUCUAUGGAAUAAUGAUCAGUUUCUAUCCGGCAGAAAAGAUGGAGGAUUUAAACUAUGGAAAAUCGAGGGCAUCCAGGCAGUUAAGGAUCUGUAUGUUGAUGGAAAACUGCUUACAUUCAGUGAACUGUCUGAAAAAUAUCCACUUCCGCCAGAACACUUUUACAAAUAUCUGCAGGUUAAAAACUUUCGCCAUCUAGGUCUAAAGAAACGACGUGAAUACCUGAAUUAUCAUUAAUUGAGCAAAUGGGAAAACAGGGAGAGAAAGGCCUACUGUCUAAAUUUAUAAUCAAAUUAUGUCACACUCCACUGAACGCAUGAAUAAAUGACAUACAGGAAGACAGAUGAAACAGACUGGAACAAGGCCUGUCUGAAGGCCCAAAAACAAAACAUAGUAUAAAUGGUUAAGAUAAGAUAAGAUAAGAUAAGAUAAGUUCUUUAUUUCUCCCCACGCCAGGGGAAAUUUACAUUGUUACAGCAGCUUAUGUAGCAAUAGACAUAGUAAUAGGAAUAAAACAAUAAUAGAACAGUAGUAAUAAUAUUUACAAUAUAUACAGGGGUGAGAGAUGAGGAUGAAAUAGUACAGUAUUGACACACUGUAAGACAAUGACAGUAUAAAGUGGCUUAAAAAAAAUAAAGUUUAAAAGUGCAAAGAUGUA
Molecule: messenger RNA, 3962 nt
Organism: Amphiprion ocellaris (clown anemonefish)
Lineage: Eukaryota; Metazoa; Chordata; Actinopteri; Pomacentridae
Product: prolyl 4-hydroxylase subunit alpha-1-like
Exons: 15
Coding region: 16-1692 (558 amino acids)
Biological process (GO): peptidyl-proline hydroxylation to 4-hydroxy-L-proline
Cellular component (GO): endoplasmic reticulum
Molecular function (GO): procollagen-proline 4-dioxygenase activity; L-ascorbic acid binding; protein binding
Source: RefSeq, a predicted model, not a curated record